Messenger RNA from Rhineura floridana, 8904 nucleotides. It is a transcript of the gene PITPNC1, whose product is annotated as phosphatidylinositol transfer protein cytoplasmic 1. Gene Ontology annotation, molecular function: phosphatidylinositol binding; phosphatidylinositol transfer activity. The record is from RefSeq and is a predicted model, not a curated record. The transcript is spliced from 9 exons. Gene Ontology annotation, cellular component: cytoplasm. Bases 723 to 1676 code for a protein of 317 amino acids. Lineage: Eukaryota; Metazoa; Chordata; Lepidosauria; Squamata; Rhineuridae. Gene Ontology annotation, biological process: phospholipid transport.
UGCUGCUGCAGAGACUUCUCAGCACGACCAGAUACGACCCGACCAGUACGUACACAGUGCUCUGGUGGGGAAAACCCAGCCCCCAAGAACGAUCAAAGGUGGGAGGAAAAACCGAGACAUAUCCUGUCGCUUCCUCCCGGUGCAGUAAUGCUGAAUGCAUAACGGUAGCUCUCGUAGAGUAAGGCGGAGAGAGCCUUGUUUACAAGUCUGCGAAGGAGACGUUAUAAACCCUUUGUCUUGGAAAUAAGCAUCGCGUCUUUGCUGCUGCUGAUCCAGUGUUCUGCCACUGCUGGUGACAUUAACAUUUGUGGACUAUUUCAUUUAUUUUUUACCUUUUUCCCCUUGAAAUGUCUUGAUGUAACUGCAAAGAAAUAGUAAAUUUUAAUGCAUUUCCAGUGGAUGCUUCUCCGUUCACUAUGAUAGCAUUUUAUGUCUGAGACUCCUUUGUGUAUGUGUGUGUGAAAAAUCACAUGAUCUCAGUUUGAAGGAGAAAAACUGGAAGACAGAAGAAAUCCUGGUGUGGUUUCCCCCCCUUUUUUUUGCUAGGUCAGCUUUCUAGAUGGUGGCAGUGGCAAUUUCUACCAACAUUGUGAAACACACAUACUACGGUGUGCUGUAGAUUUUGAUGGUUUUUCAUUUUUAAAUUUUUUUUAAAAAAAUUAUUUUGCUGCAGUUGGGGUGCACUGUGAUUACGUUUCUUCUAAAUUGCUGAUUUGCAUUUAAUGUGUAGGAAUAUGCUCAUGAAGGAGUAUCGGAUCUGUAUGCCGUUGACAGUUGAAGAGUACAGAAUUGGACAACUGUACAUGAUCAGUAAACACAGCCACGAGCAAAGUGAUCGUGGUGAAGGGGUAGAAGUGGUCCAAAAUGAACCAUAUGAAGAUCCAAAUUAUGGGAAUGGACAACUGACCGAAAAGCGGGUUUAUCUGAACAGCAAACUCCCAAGUUGGGCAAGAGCUGUUGUGCCCAAAAUAUUUUAUGUUACAGAGAAGGCAUGGAAUUACUACCCAUACACAAUUACAGAAUACACGUGUUCAUUUUUGCCUAAAUUCUCCAUUCACAUAGAGACAAAAUAUGAGGACAACAAAGGAAUCAAUGAUAAUAUAUUUGAUAACGAAGCCAAAGAUCUUGACAGAGAAGUCUGCUUUAUUGAUAUUGCCUAUGAUGAAAUUCCCGAGCGCUAUUACAAAGAGUCAGAGGAUCCUAAAUACUUCAAAUCAGAGAAGACUGGGAGAGGCCUAUUAAAAGAAGGCUGGAGAGAUACUCAAGAGCCCAUCAUGUGUUCCUACAAACUGGUGUCUGUGAAAUUUGAAGUAUGGGGACUUCAAACUCGAGUAGAGCAGUUUGUUCACAAGGUGGUCAAAGAUGUAUUGCUGAUUGGCCACCGACAGGCUUUUGCAUGGGUGGAUGAGUGGUAUGACAUGACCAUGGACGAAGUUCGAGAAUUUGAACGAGCAACUCAGGAAGCCACCAACAAGAAAAUUGGGAUCUUCCCUCCUGCAAUAUCAAUCUCUAAUGUCCCCCUCCCUUCUUCAAUCCGCAGCGCUCCUUCUAGUGCUCCAUCUACCCCUCUCUCCACAGAUGCACCUGAAUUUCUAGCAGUUCCCAAAGACCGGCCACGGAAAAAAUCUGCCCCAGAAACUCUCACGCUGCCAGAUCCAGACAAAAAAGCGCUCUAAGCCCAGCAUGUUUCUUAUGACAAGCCAUGACUGAAAAAAUAGCAUUUGCAAAGCUCAUGGCAGUUGUUUUGUGUAAACAGAUUUUACAGAUCUGGAAGUAUGACUUCGUCCCCCUCCCAGGCUUGUCCUUUAAACUAGUUAGCUAAGUGCAUGCAAGAACAUAGUUCAUGUGCUCAGAUUCUCAAACUACAGCUGUAAGCCAUAUGACGGAUGUUGCUAUCAACACAAAAUAAAAUAGCUUGCAAAAGCAAAAUCAAUCUCUUCAUAGCAACUGUAGUAAACAAAAGUAAUUCUCAUAUAUAGAAUAACAAUAUUUAUAACUAGAGAUGUUAUAUGGAUUUAAUAAAGCUGGCAAGGAGAUCUUGAGAGAAUGAGGGACUAUUUAGGGACAGGUUCAAAUGACAUUUCUCAUUUCAAGCCAUUAUAUCUCAAUUUCUAAAAUCCUUUUUACUCUCAGGCCGAGUGCACCUUAAAGUAAACCUUUGAACUGCUAUUCACUGAUAAACACUUGAAUACCAACAGUAAUUAUCCAGAUUUUUGUUUUACUGAAUACAACUCAGGAUUUGGGGUGUAGCUAUUGCACACUUUAAGCUCUUCGAAAUUAAAGAACCAGCAAGCUCUGGUUGUAAUUCAUUAUACUUAUUUUGAGACCCUUGAACUAUUUGUAUCUUGCACAAAAGUUGUGACUCCUUUUUAUUGUGUGCUGUUGUAUAGCUUUUCUGUGUUGGUAUUUGGUAGUGUUGUUGCAGAGAGCGAGAUAGGAACACAAGCAAUUGAAUAGCCCACCAAGCUCACAUGAGUGAAGUCUGUCCCAUUAAUAAUUCAGCAAUUUAUUUCAAUCCCCCAGAAUUCCUGAGAAACCAGCCAAUACACCUGAUCCAAAAUCCUGUUGAAUCAAAUGGAGAGUUCAGUCCAUUUUCUGCUACUGUACAUUGUGAGCAGGAGUUAAGCUAUUCUAUGCUAUAAAUCUUCCCAUUCUGCUAAUGAUAGACAAGAAUGGCUAGCAAGUGAUUUGAAGGUGUCUGAUGCCACUCUGAGGGAUGUUGCCUAACCUCUCACCUGUCAACCCAAUUCCUCCUCCUUUGCUUGUGAGAAACAGAAGUUCUGUUCAGGAAAUGGUUUGUGUAGGGGGGCAUGGGGCUGUGCAACCUACAGACACUCACUCCGUGUCCCAGCCCCACCCUGCUCAUUCCCCACCUUCCAGUGAUGAAGAGGAAAGGUCUAAAGGGAAAGGUCACUUGAACACAAGUAGAAGCCAAUCAGGAACCCUGCUUUAUCAAGCAAAUUCAGGUAGACUGCCCCCUCCAGGCCUUCCCCCCUCAAUACAAAAAGGUUGGGAACAGAGACAGCAGGGGUGGCACAUGCAGGGAUGAGGCUGAUUCAUGUGGCCUUGCACAUCCUAUGCAGAUUGAUACUUCCUGUACAGACACAAUGCCUUUGAGAGAAAGAGACAUGAAAGCUGGAAGACAGCAAUGGGUGGUGUUCAAUGCUAGUCCUACUCAGAGUAGACCCAUUGAAGCUCAUAGACAUGACUAACUUAGGUUCAUUAAUUUCAGUGGGUCUACUCUGAGUAGGAUUAAGUUGAAUACAACCCAAUCUCUUAAGCUUACUAGCUUCCCUCUUCUAUAUACUCAUGUAUGCUUUCUUACUAUUUCUGGCCUUCCCCUGGCCUGGUGUGUCUAUAGUUCCCCAACCCUUGUCAGAAGAAACAACAGGAAGGAAGAUGGGAGGGGGGAUGUUAGAAGGAAAGUCAGCUGUUGAGAGGUUUACAAGUAGGCCAUUCUGAGGAGGCGAUAGGAGGUUAUAGGCCAGAUUCUCCUUUCCCCUCAUAAGGGUAAAACUAACUGCUGGCAAUUUAAGGUAGUAUUAAGGUCCAUUUGCUACUAUAUUGAUUAGUGAUCUUUGUAUAAACAUGCUACUACUGGUUUGUUCCACAAGACUAGAAGAGCCUUCACCAACUUGAGACCCUCCAGAUGUUUUAGACUACAACUCUCGUCAGCCCCAGCCAUGCUGACUGGAACUGAUGAAAGCCAUAAUUCAGCACAGCUGGAAGGAUACCAGCUUGGCAAAGACUGGUCUAGAGGCAGUUAAACCCAAGUUGAGACAAGAGUUCUUAAGCAUGGUGAGUGGGCUUCUUCAGCUCUUGACAAAAACAAAGGAUUACUUUAACUACAAGUAUGUGGCUUGUUUCAUUCUGGCACCAAAGACCGGGAGAACUAUAGAAAAAAUUGGUGAACAAGAGUCAUUAUAUGUCUUAAUAUUUGUCCCCUAAAUGGCCCCUGGGACAUCAAAACUCUGUAGGAAGUUCUUCCACCAGUUUACAUCACAGGUAGGGAAGUACAUCACCCACACAGCUUGGUGUGUUGAUGGUAAUUAGCAGGCUGGAGUAUGGGGAACAAUUCUAUAUUAGCAUAUAAAACCAGACUUCUAGGAAGCUGCCUUAUCCUUGGAGCUUUGGUUCAUCUAGCUCAAUGUUGUUUACAGUGACUGGCUUUCCAUCGUUUCAGGCAGGGGGCAUUCCCACCCUUACCUGCCACUGCCAGGGUUUGAACCAGGGACCUUCUGCAUGCAGAGCAGAUGCUCUACUAGUGAUCUAUGGACCUACUACUAAGUUAGAGAGGAUCUCUAUUGCUAAAAAUCCUGUAACAAGACAAUAAUACAGUGUGAGGAAGAAUUCCAACUAACAUUCUGGAAAGGGAGAAGAAUUCUCUAAAGAACUAUGUCUCUUCAGCCACAGCUAGCAGUUUGUAGCCCACAAGCCUUGAGCCUGCUCAAGGGUGCAAGAGGCCCAGUUUCAGCUCUUAGUAUAUGGACCAACAGAAUAUAAUGCCUAUGAUUGCAGCACACUGACUUCAGAAAGGGAAACCUCGUGAAGUUACCCUGCAAACGUUGACAGAGAAGUUUCUAUCCGGUCUUUGUUUUGCAGUGCACAACAGAACACAAAAAAUUAUGUGAGAAGGUAAUGUAGAGAUCUUCUAAGGCUUGUUAGAGAAACAAAAAAGACUAUAAUAAUAAUAAUAAUAAUAAUAAUAAUACAUUUUAUUUCUAGGCCGCCUAUCUGGCCGCACAAGCAGCCACUCUAGGCGGCGUACAAGAUCAAGUAAAAUACAACAUACAAACUACAUAAAAACCCAAGAACUACAAUAUAAAACAAACCGAACCCACCCAUAGCUAAAACCAAUAAAAUUAGGCUACCCCAGGGAUCUUGUAGGCCUGCCUGAAUAGCCAGGUUUUCAAGGCUUGGCGAAAACUUGGCAGGGAGGGGGCAUGGCGAAGAUCAUAAGGGAGAGAGUUCCAGAGGGUGGGGGCCACGAUUGAAAAUGCCCUCUCUCUGGUCCGCACCAGUCUAGCUGUUUUGACUGGUGGGACUGAGAGAAGGUCUUGAGUGGCUGAUCUAGUCAGGCGGCAUAUUUGUUGAUGCUGGAGGCGUUCCUUCAGUUAAGCUGGGCCGAGACCGUAUAGGGCUUUAAAGGUUAGUACCAACACCUUGAAUUGGGCCCGGUAAACAACUGGUAACCAGUGUAGAUCUUGUAACACCGGAGUGAUGUGAUCGCGGCGACGGCUGUUCGUAAUCAAACGUGCCGCCGCAUUCUGUACCAGCUGCAGUUUCCGGACCGUUUUCAAGGGUAACCCAACAUAGAAAUUCCUGGGCUGCUGCUUUCAUGCUAAAUUUAUUUCUCUCAUGGAAGAGUAGAAUUUAUGGGUUCAAUCAAGGGGCUUUCCUGGAUCCUCUUCCCCAAUUCAGCCCCCUGCGCUCCCCCCCCAAAAAAGCCACUCUAUAAAUGGUUGAGAGAUCCUCUAGGUUGGUGUAGAAUGAGGCACGGGAGGCUGCAGCAGGAUUGGGAAAUUGGCAGGGCUACCCUUGUGCAAAUGAAAGUGUCUUUCUUGCUUAAAACCUAAGGGUUUGUUAUUUUUACUAUAAUAACCAUGGAGAAUUACAAUAUCAGUUGCACCUUGUCGUUACACAUUUGGAAAAAAGGCAAGAUCUUACUGGCCUGUUAGUAGCAUCACCCUUCAGUCUCAGGAAUCAAAGUUGCUUCCCAAUAUCACAGGUUAAAUUAGGAGUCUCUUUCCUUACGUAAUCAUCCCACGCUGUCCAGUGGUUAAGGAUAUAUAAUUAAUUCCAAACUGCAAUUAAUCCUUAACCAUUUUCUUUAGCAAAGCUCUUAGUAAUUAGCUCUCUCCAAGCUACAUCAGGUCUUGCUAAGUACUGAAUGUGUCAUAAACUUGUAGUGAGAUUAUACACAUUCUCAUCAGAGGCAAAUAGAAACAUACAGACCUCAGGGUGUUGUAAUUAUCUUGAAAUAAGGGAAAAGAAAUUAGUGGAUAUAUUUCUAGCAAGUGUGGUAGCAUGAUUAUGCGUGUGAAAUAGUAGCUGACUUAAAUCCACCACCGACUUCUAAGUGGCAUGUUUAAAUAGUAGGUAAUAACAGGAUUUUAGAGUAGUUUCAGUCAUGGAAUGGUGGGGUGGGAAAACAAUACUGUACAUUGUGUAGCUUUGAAAGCUUCAAGAACCCAAGGCCAACAUAAUCCAAUAGUUCUUGAUACACCUAACGUUUAGCUUUAUACCUUCUCUCAGUUAUUGCCCAUAGGGUUUAUUUUUCAUCUUUCUCAACAUCCUGGUCUUCUGUUUGGCUGUUGUAAUAUCUCCCCCCCUUUAUUAUCACAACCUGUUUUGUAUAUAAAUCUACCCCGACUACGCAUGUGGCUAUAGCUAACAAAUGUGUAUUGCUACCAAUUUAAUCGUGAUAAUUUCUCCAGACAUACAAGUAAAUGUUGCUAUCCUUCUAUCUCCUUUUAGAAUGUUCCGCACAGAUGAAUAGGACAAGACAAUAUUCAGCUUUAUUGUGUUGGUUUGUUUUAACUGUAUCACAUCCUAAUACUGUACAGUUGUGUUACUUUCACUUGGGAAAAGAGGACGCACUUGUGUAAUUGAGUAAUACAUCUCAGAAAAGAUGCUGCUUAAUCAACUGCAUAGAGCAUAUCAGAAACAGAAAGAUAAUGGCAUGCCAUGAAAAAAAAUAAUGGAAUGUUCUGCAUUACCUCCUCCACUCAAUGUUGUAGCUAUAAGCCUUUGUUCAACUUAGAUGUGCUAUCAAAAUUUGGUGCUUAAUGUGUAAGACACAAAAGUUUGAUUCCACUGCAUGUCUAAAUGAUGGGUUAGCACAAUCCAUUCCUGCCUCACAUUUUCUGUUUUUAUAUGGGGUGAGGGCAAACAGAAAAGUAAUCCAUUAGAUUUCUAGAGAACUGGUAUCAUCUACGGUUUUCACGGAUCACAGUAGACUCCUCUAUCAUAUUCUGUUUGCCCUCACUGCUUUUGCCAUUAUUAAGCUAUCAAUUAUUUAAUGAGUUUUUGUCAUGCUAUGACAACCUCCUUUUUAAAGUAUUUCCAACACAAGACUAACUAAAUUACAUUUCUAGCAUAUUUUUGUUGCACUAAUAUGUUUUUUUAUAAAAAAAAGGUUUUCAAGGAUAAUUUGUCUGAAUUCAUUUGUACAAAUUAUGCUGUAUAUUUUUAGAUGUGAUUGUGAGGAACAGACAGAACUGCGGAUGUUUAUAUUAUUUGUUUUGCGGAACAAACUGAUUUUAGUUGGCACUUUUAAAUGUGUGGUGCAACACAGCAAAACGGAAGUAUUAUGACAUUGCAGUGUUGUAGGCUCUUUACCCCUUUUUGUGACUGGCAAAUUGUAUAUGUUGAAGUACUGCUAGAGAAGAGUUAGGAGGUGCAUGUUAUGAAGGCGAUAUACUGCUUUUUUAAAAUUAACCUUUCCUACCUGUAAAACAGAUUCCCAAAAUUGUUGAUUUAAAAAAUUGCAACCUUGACAACAUACUCAGGCAAAAUAGUAACUAAAGUAAGUUUUUUUAAAGACUUACCAUUAGAGUCUCAGUAAGAGUGGGUUCACACUUACUACAGGAAAAACAAGUGUGCAUAUGCAUCAGUUGUGUUUGCAACAAGGUGUGGAUGAAAAUACAUACAUCUUUAAAACACAUGUAUGUAUUAUCAAGAAACCUUCAUUGUGCCCACAUUAGAGUAGCUUAAAGACUAUGUUGUCAACGCUACACGGUUGCUGUGGGAAACAUUAUUAUACAUGCAACAGUUGUGUUUGCCAAAAAGUUUUGAGCUACCACAAGAUAAAGUUAAGCUCUGCCACUCUUCACACAUGAGUAAAUAUCAUUCCUGCUAGUUAUACCAUUGACUUUAUGCUUGCAUAUUUGAGUAAAUCUACAGAAUUAAACAGCUCAAUCAUCUCCAAGGCUGUAAUCCUCAGACAACAUAUUGCAGACCACCCUAUUGGAGUGGUGCUCCUCCAGAAUAGAUGGCUUGAGAUGCGCAUCUUCAAUCUGUUUUCCUUUCUAGAUUUCUGUUUAGUAGGUGAUGUUUCACUUGGUAAUGGAAUAUUUAAAACCUUUGUUAAUGUAAGAAUGCGCUUUAAAAAGUCCUGUGGUUUUAAUUUGAACAGUUAUAAGAGAAGCCACACUCUCGCAUAACACAUUGGCUUAGAUCCAAAGGUGUUCCAGUAUGAGCAGAAGGUUUUAACUAAUUCCCUCCUCUCACUGCAGCACCACCACCACAUCCCAUGCUGUUCUGGAGGCUGAAGUGCAGAGGAGAGGGUGAGAAGACCCCAUUGGGAAACUGGAAUUCCACUCACUGCUCUAGAUCAAAGUUACUGUGGUUUGCCACACCAAAACUUUAAAAAUAUGCUGUCAUAUAGGAUAUAUCAAAUAUAUGCACUUCAUAUCAACUACAGCUAGUAAAUGCAAUACGGGAGGAUACAUGACCUUGUCAAUAGGAGCUUUCUGACUGCCAUUAUUCAGACUUAAUUUAGAUGUCUUAUGUCUCAUAAAGGCUUGAAGCUAAACAAUUCUUGACUGGUUCCUAUGCCUUCACCCACCCCCAGUUUGUGUGGACAGCAUGGUCUUUGAAUUACAGCCUCCUCUGAUUUUUGAAUGUUACUUAUGGAAAUGAGUUUUUAUUUCAUUUCUGUAGCAAUCUUUGUGACUUUGAAUGUUAUGUAUAUUAUUAGUGUUUUGUGGAUACGUUUAGUGUUACAUUGUUUAGAUGAGCUAGUUUCAUGAAAGGAGGACCAAGUGCCCUGAGAUAAACAGUACAAGACUAAGUAGAAAGAUCUGAGUCUCAUAGUUACCAUACACACCACUUGUUGCUUUUAAGUUAUUUAUUCUUGUUUUACAAGUUACCUUUUCUUACAUUCUGUUGUAAAUAAACUAC